This is a messenger RNA of Rhagoletis pomonella (apple maggot), 1485 nucleotides long. Its product is annotated as pre-mRNA-splicing factor SPF27-like. The coding region runs from base 148 to 819 and encodes 223 amino acids. Gene Ontology annotation, biological process: mRNA processing. The record is from RefSeq and is a predicted model, not a curated record. The transcript is spliced from 2 exons. Gene Ontology annotation, cellular component: catalytic step 2 spliceosome; Prp19 complex; precatalytic spliceosome. Lineage: Eukaryota; Metazoa; Arthropoda; Insecta; Diptera; Tephritidae.
AAGAAGAAGAAUUCAGCCAACAGCUGUAAAUAUAAACAAGCGGCAUUCUUCUAAAAAUAUUGUUUUAUUAGUGGACAAACAAUUUUUUGUUCAUACAUUUAAGUUUUGUAAUUUAAAAAUAAAAUUACACAGUAGCUUACUUUCGUCAUGGCAGGAGAAGUAACUGUUGAUGCUUUGCCUUACAUAGACCAAGGCUACGAUGACGCGGGAGUUCGCGAAUCGGCUCUUGCUAUGGUGGAGGAAGAAUGUCGGCGAUAUAGGCCUACUAAGAAUUAUCUAGAACAUCUGCCACCAUUAAACACGAAUGCAUUCGAAACUGAAUUAAUGGCAAGCGAGUUUGAACGUAUACAAAAUCGUCAACCUAUGGAGACUUUAAGCAUGAAACGCUAUGAAUUGCCUCCACCACCGUCUGGCAAACUGUCUGAAGUGACAGCUUGGCAGGAAUCUAUAGAAAAUUCCAUGGCACAACUAGAACACCAAUGGGUUCGUGCAAUGAAUCUCGAGCUUAUGAUUGACUACGGCAUAGAAUCGUGGAAAGCAUACCUAGAAGUGAUAGCUGCUCUACAGGCUAAAACGUUGACACAGUUGCAGGAAUCAAAAAAACAUAUACAGGAUAUAAAUUGGCAACGAAAGCAAGCCCAAACUCAUGCUGGCGAGAAACUUAAGACUCUGGAGGCCAAUUGGGUACUUUUGGUAUCUAAAAAUUAUGAAAUAGAGCAAAAGUGCGUAGAAUUAGAAGAUCAAUUGCAAAAAGCCCGCCAGGAAAUCUUAAAAUUAAAAGCCCAAAAGCAAAAUUAUUUAACGAAUGGAGAUUCAUAAUAGUAGUACCAAAUACUUAACAAUUGAUUAAAGUAAUUAUCAGUGUGAGUUAAAUUUUAUUUAAAAUUAUGAAUUAAAUUUAACCCCAUGUUUUUAAGUUCCUGAUAAAUUUCAUCACUGUUGGUGUAUUUUCGACUAAACUUUGAAGUUGCGACUAAGAAUUUGAGUUCCACUAAAGCUAAUAUGUUUAUUUGUAAAAAUUCCAAAAAUUAAAUCAGUACAUAUUGAUAGUACCACGCUAGAUGUUAUUGUAUGCAUUUUCAUUUCAGUGCAGCUGCCAAUCGGCAACCAAGUGCGGUUUGAAAUUGCGUUGCUAUCCAUAAUCGGCCCAUAAAAUCCGGGACCGAAAUUUAUCAUUAUGAAGGACUUUUGUUUUAAAAUCAUUUCAUAAUAGUUAUUUCGGGUUAUUUUUCGAUUAAAAAUAAUCGUUAUUAAUAUUUUUCCGAUAAUUUUAACUCGUUAUUUUAUGAUUUUUAGUUUUUUCCGUUUAUAAACGUUAUUUUCAGAUUUUAUUUUUUAUACCAUGAAAGAUUUACAUCAGUAACCCAGUCUCUAUUAUAACGGUUAAAAAUGAAUUAAAACAAACAAAAAUCCAAAAUAACGAUUUUUUUCUGGUCGAAAAGAAUUAAAAUCACAAAACAAUGAUCAGAGAUAUAGAAAAAAUAA